GGAUUGUCCACCUAUCUAUACUGAACUAAUGCAUGGAUUGCAUUCAAUUGAUGGUUUCAUAUGACGACGUCGCUGGACGCAUUCAUGAAUCGAGUCAUAUCAGUCGUGACUGGAGACGGACGGAAUAUAGUAGGAAUGAUGAAGGGAUUCGACCAGCUCGUCAAUGUGGUUCUCGAAGACUCACAUGAACGUGUGUAUUCUGAAACGCAAGGUGUCGAACAAAUACCGCUGGGUUUGUACAUAAUUCGAGGAGACAAUGUCGCGGUGAUCGGCGAACUGGACGAGGAACUCGACAAACGAAUCGAUUUGGAGAACGUGAAAGCUGCUCCAUUAGCGCCCAUAUGGAUUCAAGGAUAGUACGCAACAAGUGCCGAUGAUGUGUUGUUUUGCAUUUUAAAUACGUUCCAUUUUCAUUUUGAAUCUUUUUAUGGAUAUCGUUGUCAUUAUGUUGGCUCUAGCUUUCUUUUCUGCGUUUAUUCCGAUUGUAUUGCCUUUUCUGGUUUUGAAAAUCUAAGUUCCUCAUUUUUUGGUCAAAGAUUACCCACACAGAAUUGCACAUUUUGUUCUUUUGCUACCGUGGCGACGCCUGUAACACGUAUAUACGUGCGUAAGGAGCGGUAUUCUUAUCACAUCGAAUCAAAUUACCCUUUUUUAUCGCUUGAAAAAAGUUGCGGUGUACAGGUUUUCUGACAUUUCAGUUUUCGGCUGUGUAAUAAACUGCUUUUGCUA
Messenger RNA from Cylicocyclus nassatus, 729 nucleotides. Lineage: Eukaryota; Metazoa; Nematoda; Chromadorea; Rhabditida; Strongylidae. The record is from the annotation of a GenBank genome assembly.